AUGGAAACUCCAGACUACGUGGAUUGGUUCAGCAACCAGGUCAUUUUUAUCACCGGUGCAACCGGCUCACUUGGGGCAUGUCUCUUGUACAAGCUGAGCGUGAAGCUUUCCACGCGAAAAAUCUUCGUCCUUAGCCGGAGGUCACGAGAAAAAUCGCUCCAGACAUGGAAACGCACGAUACCUCAACAACUUGAUCAGGUGCUUGAUACCAACAAGCUCCAAUUUGUGAUGGGAGAUGUUACGAAGCCUAAUCUCGGACUGUCGUCGAGCGACGUGGCCCUUCUCAUCUCCGAGGUGACGGUGGUCCUCCAUGCGGCUGGGAACAUCAAUCUCGCGAAUGAAGCCUAUGAUGCGGUGAUCGCCAAUACUCUACCGGCCCUGGAAAUGACAAAGAUGGCCGAAAACUUACCAAAACUGACGAGAUUCGUAAUUCUCUCUUCAGCCUACGUCAAUGCAUUUUUGCCUGAUGGGCCGGUGUUCGAGCGACUGUAUGAGACAAAGGGCCAAAUGGCCGACCCGUUUGCUGAACUUGACCUUGUGAUGGCCCGUGAGAAGCUCCCAGUGAUGGACGAAUUUCCUUGGGGAUAUGCGUAUGCCAAGCAUCUUAUGGAGCGAUUAUUGCUGUGGGACCCUCGGCGUAAAUUUCCCAUUCUGUUCAUCCGGCCUACCCUAAUCGGACCGGCAAUCAAUCAGCCAUAUCCGCUGUAUGGUCCAGAUCAGUCCAUACCGUUGAACACGCUCGCUCGGUUAUAUGCCCAGAGCGGGGGUGGUACAAGGGUUUGGUACAGCCCAACCGGGCGAGACGCAGGAUCGAACAUCAUCGAUGAAAUUCCGGUUGACCUUGUAUCAAAUAUCCUCCUCCUUCACAUGGUUGAGGGAUCCACCGGGAUUGUUCAUGCCGGGGCUCAACUGUAUAAUUGCAGGAGCGCUAGAGACUUCACGGAGCUGUUGAGGUCGAAUUUGUCCCCAUCUUCACAAUCCGACUUUCCCCAUUUUGCUUUUACACAUGAUCGAAGCAUCCCUCAAUGUGCGCUGGCGGAUUUCUAUCACAUAGGAAGUCGGGAUUGGAAUUUUGACUGUUCUCGAUCAGAACGAUGGAGGCAUACCGAUGGUCCACUAAGCUUAUCAUUGAUCAACGAGGGGCCAUUCAUUUUGAUCAGAUGA
Molecule: messenger RNA, 1164 nt
Organism: Penicillium soppii
Lineage: Eukaryota; Fungi; Ascomycota; Eurotiomycetes; Eurotiales; Aspergillaceae
Exons: 1
Coding region: 1-1164 (387 amino acids)
Biological process (GO): long-chain fatty-acyl-CoA metabolic process
Cellular component (GO): peroxisome
Molecular function (GO): alcohol-forming very long-chain fatty acyl-CoA reductase (NADP+) activity
Source: RefSeq, a predicted model, not a curated record